AUGGAGGUUCCUGAGUCUCGUAAAUGGAUGUACAACAGGGUCGGUCCUAAUCGAAUGGGACCUAGUGAUGAGUUUUUUAGUGGUGUUGAAGAGUUCAUUUCUUAUGCGUGUGGAAAUAAUCCACGAUUUGUGGACACAGGAACUAUAAGGUGUCCAUGCGUGAGGUGUAAAUGCACAAGAUUUCAGGGGUUGGAUGAUAUAAGGGUGCACUUAUACAGAAAAGGUUUUCAGCCUGGAUAUUAUUACUGGACAGCUCAUGGUGAAGAAAUGCCUGAAAUUCCCACUAUGGAGACUGUCGAUGUGGAAGCAGAUGCUGUAAAUUAUUAUUGGCAAGACAAUAAUCGGGAUAAUUUCAAUCCAUACGAGCAGAUGGUGAUGGACGCUGCUGGACCUUCGGUUGGGAAUGAGUUCUUACAAGGGGAAGAUAACAACCAAUAUGUUGUGCCGGAACCUCCUAAUCCCGAUGCACAAGCUUUCUUUGAUAUGUUGUCUACUGCACAAGCUCCACUAUGGGACGGAUGCGAGUCACACUCAGAGUUGUCAGCUGCGAUGAGGUUAUUAAGUAUUAAAGCCGACUACAAUAUGCCCCAAGGUUGUUUCGAUGACGUUGUUCAUCUAAUGAAAGAGACUAUGCCAGAAGAUAAUAGGAUGCCUGCAGACUUCUAUCAAACCAAGAAGUCGGUGUCUAAACUCGGACUUGGGUAUCAACGAAUCGAUUGUUGUACGAAUGGUUGUAUGAUAUACUAUAAGGAUGACGCAAAUGAGAGGCAGUGCAAAUUUUGCGAGGCAGACCGUUAUAAACCUCGGAGAAUUGGACGACGAAAUUACAAGGAUAUUCCAGCUAAACGUAUGUGGUACCUGCCUCUGAUUCCCAGACUUCAGAGACUUUAUAGUUCAACAGUUACAGCAAAGGAGAUGAGAUGGCAUUAUGAGCAUCGAAGCGAAUCCAACAACAUGUGUCAUCCAUCAGAUGGAGAAGCAUGGAAACACUUUGACAGAAUAUAUCAAGAUUUUGCUUCAGACCCGCGAAAUAUAAGAUUAGGUUUGUGUGCGGAUGGAUUCACUCCUUUUGGACAAUCUGGUAAGAAAUACUCAUGUUGGCCUGUCAUUUUGACUCCUUAUAAUUUACCACCUGGGAUGUGCAUGAAAAGGGAGUUUAUGUUCCUAACAAUAAUCAUUCCGGGUCCUCAAAAUCCGAAGAGCAAAAUCGAUGUUUAUCUACAACCUCUAAUAGAUGAGCUCAAUCAGUUAUGGUGUGAAGGUGUGAUAACCUACGAUGUGCACAUGAAAGAAAAUUUUGUUAUGAGAGCUGCAUUGAUGUGGACUAUCAAUGACUUUCCUGCCUAUGGUAUGCUGUCUGGAUGGAUGACUCAGGGUAAAUUAGCAUGUCCUUACUGCAUGGAGCGUUCAAAGGCGUUUACCUUGAAAAAUGGUAGAAAAAAUUCGUGGUUUGAUUGUCACAGACAAUUUUUGGAUACGACACAUCCUUUUAGGCGGAACAAGGAUGCAUUUUUCAAAAAUCGAAUUGAGAGAUCAGAACCUCCUCCACGUUUGUCUGGGGAAGAAGUAUUGGCACGAGUUUGGAACUUUCCAAAGAUCACUGAUACAGGUAUAUUAUCAUUGCCCGGAUAUGGCCAAGAACAUAAUUGGACCAAGAAGAGCAUCUUCUGGGAUUUGCCUUACUGGCAUAAUAAUCAAAUACGACAUAACCUGGAUGUCAUGCAUAUUGAGAAGAACGUCUUUGAUAACGUUUUCAAUACGUGUAUGGACAUUAAGGGGAAAACAAAGGAUAAUGCUAAGUCGCGAUUGGACCUUCCCCUUUACUGUAAACGCAGAGUUUUAGAGUUGGUGGAGAAUGACAACGGUAAAUCUCUCAAACCGAAAGCACAAUUUUGUCUCAACAUGGAGCAGAAAAGGGCUGUUUGUCAUUGGGUCUCCAGUUUGAAGUUGCCAGACGGCUAUGCCUCCAACCUCGGCAGAUGCGUAGACAUGAGAGAAGGAAAGCUGUUCGGGAUGAAAAGUCAUGACUGUCAUGUUUUCAUGGAGCGACUUCUUCCAAUUGCAUUUAGGGCAUUGCCGGAGCCCAUAUGGGCUGCCAUUACUGAGUUGAGUAACUUUUGUAGAGAUAUAUGUUCAACUACAUUGCGCGAUGAUCAAUUGAUCAUCAUGGAGGCGAAUAUUCCUGUGAUCCUUUCUAAAUUGGAGCGUAUAUUUCCCCCAUCUUUCUUUGAUUCUAUGGAACAUCUCCUGAUACAUCUACCAUUCGAAGCAAGGAUGGGUGGGCCUGUACAAUACAGAUGGAUGUAUCCUUUUGAAAGGUUCCUUCACUUCUUAAAGAAGAAGGUUAAAAAUAAAUCUCGUGUAGAAGGAUCUAUUUGUGAAGCAUAUAUUGUCGAAGAGACAUCAACAUUUGCUUCGUAUUAUUUUGAACCACAUGUGAGCUCUCGACGAACCAGAGUGCCUCGAAAUGAUGACGGUGGUACUUUCAACCCGGAAUUCCCUACCAUUUCGAUCUUCAAUCAACCUGGUCGUCUUGCUGGUGAGGCUGGUAGGCGUUACCUCACUGAUAAAGAAUAUGAUGCAGCAACAUUAUACGUGUUUCUGAAUUGUGAUAUUGUCCAGCCUUUUAUAAACCUGUUUACAGGUUUCGUGCGAGCAUCAACACCUACAUUAUCAGACGACAAAGUUGACUAUGAAAUUGAGAAAGGUUUCGCAUCAUGGUUCAGACAGUAUGUUUAUGACCCACAAAACAUGAUUACCGAUGAACUCAUACGAGACGUGUCUAAAGGGCCAUUGAGGAGGGUUCAGAUAUGGAAUACGUAUUAUGUCAAUGGAUACAAAUUUGAAACUGAUGCCAGAAGUGAAGGCAAGUCAACUACCAACAGCGGUGUAUGCAUACGAGGAACCGAUUAUGGACAGUCAGAAUAUGACUACUACGGAAUCCUGAAAGAGAUUGUUCAAUUGGAUUUCCUAGGACUACCGAAAAAAAAAAUUGUUAUUUUUAAUUGUGAGUGGUUUGACCCAACUCCUAAUCGAGGAACUCGAAUCCAUAAGCAGUAUGGGAUUGUCGAUGUGAAACGUAGAGGGAGGUACAAAAAGUUUGAUCCAUUUAUAAUUGCACAACAAGCGGAGCAAGUAUACUUUGCUCCUUAUCCAGAAGGGAUACGUGAUCGACAAGAUUGGUGGGUCGUGAUUAAGACGAAAGCGAGGCACACAAUUACUGCACAAUUGAAGCAAAUGGAUGACGCCUUUCAAGACGAUGAAGUCACAGUUUCUCAAGUUAGAGGAGAUACUGAUCAAAUAGAGUCUCUCGUCGACAAUGAAGUUGAACCUGAUGAAGUGGAUUCUGAUUCUCCAAUGCAAAUGAUUGAGGAAGAGAUUGAUGAUGAUGAAGAAGAAGAAGAAUUGGAAUUUGAUGAUUCUGAGACAGAGGAAGAACUGGAAGAUGAUUAA
Tripterygium wilfordii is the source of this 3453-nucleotide messenger RNA. RefSeq lists its product as uncharacterized. The transcript is spliced from 4 exons. Bases 1 to 3453 code for a protein of 1150 amino acids. Lineage: Eukaryota; Viridiplantae; Streptophyta; Magnoliopsida; Celastrales; Celastraceae. The record is from RefSeq and is a predicted model, not a curated record.